Fukomys damarensis (Damara mole-rat) is the source of this 2069-nucleotide messenger RNA. RefSeq names its product acid sensing ion channel subunit 3 (gene Asic3). The transcript is spliced from 11 exons. Gene Ontology annotation, biological process: sodium ion transmembrane transport. Gene Ontology annotation, cellular component: membrane. NCBI's taxonomy places the organism in Eukaryota, Metazoa, Chordata, Mammalia, Rodentia, Bathyergidae. The coding region runs from base 250 to 2058 and encodes 602 amino acids. The record is from RefSeq and is a predicted model, not a curated record.
CCUCACUGCUGAAACCCAAUCCUCUGCAGCAGCUCCAGCACCGCUUCACACAGCUCCACAGCCCCUGCUUGCCACCACUGCCCACACCUCACCUGGUCCCUGCUGUGGAACCCAGUCCCGAGCCACCGCCUAUUCCUGGGGAAGGCCAAGCUGGACUCACCUCUUCUCACCUCACCAGGCCAGUGCCUUCCCACUUCUCACCUUGGCUCCUCUCCCACCUUCUCCUCUGCUCGCUUUGCCUGCCUGGCCAUGCCUGGCCACCUGAAUCCUGCCUCACUGCCCUUGCCAGUCCUCCAGCCCACCUUCGCUUCCUCCAAGCCGCAGGCCUCCUCUCCGCCCUCCUCCUCUCCAGCUACAGCCAUGAAGAGCCCCUCAGGGCAGGAGGAGGCUGGGAGAACCACCUCAGACAUCCAUGUGUUCGCCAGCAGUUGCACGCUGCAUGGGCUGGGCCAUGUCUUUGGUCCAGGCGGCCUUACCCUGCGCCGCGGGCUGUGGGCUUCAGCUGUGCUCCUGUCGCUGGCAGCCUUCCUCUACCAGGUGGCAGAGCGAGUACGCUACUAUGGGGAGUUCCACCAUGAGACUGUCCUGGACGAGCGCGAGAGUAACCGGCUCACCUUCCCAGCUGUCACGCUGUGCAACAUCAACCAGCUGCGCCGCUCACACCUCACACCCAAUGACCUGCACUGGGCAGGGCCUGCACUGCUGGGCCUGGACCCCGCUGAGCACACUGCCUUCCUACGUGCCCUGGGCCGGCCGCCUGCACCACCCGGCUUCAUGCCCAGCCCCACCUUUGAUAUGGCACAGCUCUAUGCCCGCGCUGGCCACUCGCUUGAGGACAUGCUGCUGGACUGCCACUACAGAGGCGAGCCCUGUGGGCCCGAGAACUUCACUGUGAUCUUCACCCGGAUGGGGCAGUGCUACACAUUCAACUCUGGUGCUGGCGGGGUACAGCCACUCACCACUUCCAAAGGUGGUGCUGGCAAUGGACUGGAUAUCUUGCUGGAUGUGCAGCAGGAAGAGUAUCUGCCAGUGUGGAAGCCCAUGGAUGACACCCCGUUUGAGGUGGGGAUCCGAGUUCAGAUCCACAGCCAGGAGGAGCCUCCUGUCAUCGACCAGCUGGGCUUUGGGGCAGCCCCAGGUUACCAGACUUUUGUGUCCUGCCAGAAGCAGCAACUAAGCUUCCUGCCACCGCCCUGGGGCGACUGCAGCUCCGCAUCUAUGGACCCCGACUAUGAAGAACCCUCUGAUCCCCUGGGUCCCCUCAGCCCCGGUUCCAACCCCAGCCCUCCCUACAGCCUAAUGGGUUGUCGUAUGGCCUGUGAGGCACGCUACGUGGCUCGGAAGUGCGGGUGCCGGAUGAUGCAUAUGCCGGGUAGCGCACCCGUGUGCAGCCCCCAGCAGUACAAGGAUUGUGCCGACCCAGCCCUGGACGCCAUAGUGCGGAAGGAAACGUGCGCCUGUCCCAACCCCUGCGCCAUCACGCGGUACGCCAAGGAGCUCUCCAUGGUGCGGAUUCCGAGCCGAGCCGCCGCCCACUACCUGGCCCGGAAGUUCAACCGCAGCGUGGCCUACAUCGCAGAGAACGUGCUUGCCCUUGACAUCUUCUUUGAAGCCCUCAACUAUGAGACAGUGGACCAGAAGAAGGCUUACGAAAUGUCAGAGCUGCUCGGAGACAUUGGGGGCCAGAUGGGGCUGUUCAUUGGAGCCAGCCUGCUCACCAUCCUAGAGAUCCUAGACUUCCUCUGUGAGGUGUUCCAGGACAGGGUGCUGGGAUACUUCUGGAACCGAAGGCGCUCCCAAACAAACUCCAGCACCAAUCUGAUUCAGGAUGGGCUGGGCGGCCACAGGACCCACAUUCCCCACUUCAGCCUGGGCCCAAGUGGUAUCUCUGCAGGCCUCCGGCUUCUCCCUGCGCUGUCACCAAGACACUCUCCACCUCCCAUCGCACCUGCUACCUGGUCACACGGCUCUAGCCCUGCAGUCCAGGGGCUCAGGGCCACACCUCCAUAUCCCAGACACACCCAGCCUGCGUAUCUGUGCUGUCUCUGCCCCAAAUAAAGCUUGAGUGU